GGUGAGUGUUGAGUCGUUCACUCUGUGAGAAGAAAUCUAUAAUUCAGAUCAUGACUGAAGAAGCUUUGGAUGUGAUUGUUGUUGGCUCCUGUAUGACCGACUUGGUGAGCUCACCAACAGCUGAGGAAUGACUUUAAAAGAGACAUGCUGUAUGGGAGGGAAGCAGGAGUCAGCCUCAAAGCAAACACUUCACGUCACUGAACACCUGCUUUGGCCUUUUUGGCUCCGUGGGAGAAAACGCACUGAGCCAAGCACCAAGACUACCCAAAGCAGGCGAAACCAUCCACGGUCACAAAUUCUUUAUUGGAUUUGGAGGAAAAGGUGCCAACCAGUGCAUACAGGCUGCCAGACUGGGGGCCAAAACGGCAAUGGUAUGCAAGGUUGGUAAAGACUUCUUUGGAGACAAUUACAUCCAGAAUUUCAAGGACAAUGGUGUACACACAGAUUUUGUAGGGCAGUCCUCUGGCUCAGCCACCGGAGCUGCCUCUAUCAUUGUCAACAGUGCAGGUGAGAAUGCCAUUGUGAUCGUGGCUGGUGCCAACAUGCUGUUGGGCAGCGAGGAGCUGCAGAAAGCACUUCCAGCCAUCAGUCAUGCAAAAGUGCUAGUGUGCCAGUUGGAGAUCAGUCCACAGACGUCACUGCAGGCGCUACGCCUGGCUCAGAAGAACGGAGUAAAGACAAUAUUCAACCCUGCGCCGGCCAUUCCUGAUUUGGAUCCAGAUUUCUACAGAGUCUCUGAUGUGUUUUGCUGUAAUGAGUCUGAGGCUGAGCUGUUGGUUGGUUCCCCUGUAGCUAAUGUGGAGGAGGCAAAUCAGGCCGGUCAGGAGUUGCUGAAGCGAGGCUGUGGGUCUGUCAUCAUCACGCUGGGAUCUCAAGGCUGUGUGGUGGUCAAGACACAAGAGUCUAUCUCAAAACAUGUUCCACCUACUCCAGUAAUGGCAGUGGACACUACAGGUGCUGGAGACAGCUUUAUUGGAGCGCUGGCAUUUUACAUGGCUCAUUAUCCCACAAUGAUUUUGGAGGAAAUGGCGCACAGAGCCAAUCAGGUGGCAGGAAGGAGCGUGCAGGCUGCUGGCACACAGACCUCUUACCCAUUCAGAGACGACCUCUCGGCUGAACUGUUCUGAGAACAGCACAUUCAGCAAGUGGACACCAGAGAAAAUGGGUUUUAUAACUUUGAUCCAAGCCAUUUGUGAAAUGGAGGAUUACUGAUAAUGUAAAAAAGUCUAGUUUAAUGUAAAGCUUCAUCACUGCAAAUUUUCAUUUUACCUGUUCAAUGUAAUCAGUUUAAUAGUUAACAAGCUUGUACAACACAUAACUGAUUUCAAAGUAAGCCAAAUAAAUCAUGAUACAAGCCAUUACAUAUACUGUAGGUUAUGCAAUACUUCACAGGCUGUAGAUCAACACCAGCUGUGAUGGUCUCAGUAAACCACUUUUAUGGUUUUAUGUGGUGUUAAUAAAGACUGUGUUGAAGCUC
Betta splendens (Siamese fighting fish) is the source of this 1477-nucleotide messenger RNA. RefSeq names its product ribokinase (gene rbks). The coding region runs from base 369 to 1127 and encodes 252 amino acids. The record is from RefSeq and is a predicted model, not a curated record. Gene Ontology annotation, biological process: D-ribose metabolic process. Gene Ontology annotation, molecular function: ribokinase activity. The transcript has 10 exons. NCBI's taxonomy places the organism in Eukaryota, Metazoa, Chordata, Actinopteri, Anabantiformes, Osphronemidae.